ACAGCCGCGCUAAUGUGCGGUGGGCGGUACCAACAUGGCGGCUCUCUGAGUUUGCGAAGAGAAAUUGAGGUGUAAAUAAACUCUUCGUGCACAUUUUGCACAAUUUAUCAGCUUAUUUCGCCCCUUUAGUUUAUGAGCGAGUACUCUGAAGCCAAAAGAUGUCAGGCGACGGCAGCAAAAAACAGUUCUGGAAGAGAAACACAGCCAAGGUUCCUGGGAAUAUCCAGCAUGUUUAUGGAGCCCAACACCCCCCAUUUGACCCUCUGCUACAUGCCAAUCUGAUGAAAGCAGGAAACAAGCCUCCGUCUGCAACUACGCCAGGAAAACCAAAGAAAGCCACCACCUUCCAAGAGUUUGAGAGCAUCACCAGUGAUGCCUGGGAUGUGGGAGAUGAUGAUGAUGAACUUCUCGCUAUGGCAGCCCAGAAUCUCAACAUUGAGGUCGUUAUGGAGACAGCCAAUAAGGUGAUAGAAAACCACAGCAAGCUGCGGGAAAGAAGACAGCAACGGAUGGACAAGAUGACUGAGCCUGAUGAAAAAGAUGGACAGGAAGCACACGAGGAAGAGGAGGAAGAGCCAGAUGAAGAGGAUGAGAGAGAGGAAGGGGCAGAGACGACAACAGAUCUGUCGUUCAGUUCAGAGGCUCUUCCACUCAGUGGCAAUAGACUGGUGAAGUCACACAGUGAAGCCCCUGUCGGCUCGCCUAAAGAAGUAGGCGUUGAACAGGCAGUGCUUCACAGACAGCAGUCACUCCCGCACAGGCCUGCGAUUCCUCUGGUGCCCCGCAUUGUGGAUCAGAACACAUCCGGAACUCCUGCCAUGUCCGAGAGAGAGGCGUCGAGACUCGACAAGUUCAGUCAGGUUCUGGCCGGACCUAAAACUGAUCUGGAGGAGCUUCGGAAGUUGAGCUGGUCUGGAAUUCCACGGCAGGUGCGCCCAAUCACAUGGAAGCUACUCACAGGGUACCUGCCAGCCAAUGCAGAGCGGAGAGAAAGCACAUUGCAGAGGAAGCGGCAGGAAUAUUUCGGCUUUAUUGAGCAGUACUACGACUCCCGUAAUGAUGAACACCAUCAGGACACAUACAGACAGAUUCACAUAGAUAUUCCCCGGAUGAGUCCAGAAAGUUUAGUUCUGCAGCCCAAGGUAACCGAGAUACACAUUGACAUACCGAGAACUAAUCCUCUUAUACCUCUCUUUCAACAAGCUUCUGUGCAAGAGAUCUUUGAGCGGAUUCUGUUCAUCUGGGCGAUACGACAUCCAGCCAGUGGUUACGUUCAAGGCAUCAAUGACCUUGUCACACCCUUCUUCGUCGUUUAUCUUUUCGAGUAUAUCGAGGAAGAAGUGGAAAAUUUCAAUGUUUCCAGCUUGCAGGAAGAGGUGUUGCGGAACAUCGAGGCUGACAGCUUCUGGUGCAUGAGCAAGCUCCUGGACGGGAUUCAGGACAAUUACACCUUCGCCCAACCUGGGAUCCAGAGGAAAGUGAAGGCACUGGAGGAGCUGGUCAGCCGGAUUGAUGAGACGGUACAUUGCCACAUGCAGCAGUAUGAGGUGGAGUAUUUGCAGUUCGCCUUCCGCUGGAUGAACAACCUGCUCAUGAGAGAACUUCCUCUGCGCUGCACCAUUCGACUGUGGGACACUUAUCAGGCAGAGCCUGAAGGAUUCUCUCAUUUCCAUUUGUACGUGUGCGCUGCCUUCCUGGUGCGAUGGAGGAAAGAGAUACUAGAGGAAAAGGAUUUCCAGGGUCUGAUGAUUCUGCUCCAGAAUCUACCCACAAUGCACUGGGGAAAUGAGGAAGUUAGCGUUCUCCUAGCUGAAGCUUACCGGCUGAAGUUUGCCUUUGCCGAUGCCCCUAACCAUUACAAAAGAUGAGGCUUCGACCAGCACGAUCAGUGAAUAUGACGAGCCCUACUGACCUCGGAGGCGCAACUGUCUGUGUGAAGAUACUGAACUGAAACCGUCACAUUUUGAUAGGAAUAUGGUCUGCAGCUUUUCCUGGAAUUUUUCCGCACUUCUACUAAUAUCAGCACUCCGAAUGCCAUGAGUCACCCAGAUGUCAAAAAUCAUGCUCUCUUGAAACACACUAAUUUAAUCUUUGUUUCUUAGGCUUUUCUAUUUUUAAUUUAACCACAACCUUUACCAAGAUUAUUAUUAUUUUUUUUUAUGCGCACUGAAUUUAUUUAGAUGGCAAGAUUCUAGGAAGUAACGGCAAUAUCAGGACUGAUGCUGGUCCAAUUGAUUCAUGGCAAUAAGAAGACGUCAUUCAAAAAACAUGGUUUAUAAAGAUUCGCAGUAAGAGCGUUUGGCUUAAACGGCGCCUACGAACACUUAUUCUAACCUUGGUCUACCUCAGGAACCGGCUAGGAUUCGUAGGGUGUUCAUUUUGUCCCUGUAUGUGAACAGUGCCCAUGAGGCUUUGCAGUGGAGUCAAUAAAAUUUGCCUUAUUUUGUCUGUUUGAGUCUUGCAAGGCAGAGGUUCAGUGAAUAAGGGUGGCUAGAGAUGCAAGCUGAAGAACUGAUUCAAUUUUCACUUUCCCUGUUACUCACGGCCCUGUCAUUUUGACGUCCCAUUUUGAUAUUGAUAUAAUAAUCCGUACUGACUGUACAAUGCUGUCAUUAAUAGAUGUGUUUGGGGAUAUCAGCUCUUGACAUUUUGUCAGUAUUUGAACUGUGCGCUGCUUCAGUCAUGUCAUCGGGCUUUUUAAUUUGUGUGCCAGUUCUCACAACUAAAUAUAAGUGAAACUGCACUUGAUCAGUCUAUUUUCCUCCUUUUUGUACAAAGAUAUAUUCUAUGAAUCCGCUUUUUUUAAUUCUUUAUUCUUUUUUUUAUAUACUGUUUACAUUAACCUGUUAAGUUGUGCCUAACUUUAGAGAUUGAUGACAUCACAGAUAUUUAUUUUGCAUUCAUGAUCAUUUAGGAUGUGGCAAAGCAGAACAUUUGCCUUGACAGCGUUUACUCCUACAUAAGCAGUGAAUCCAGCAGCUCUACUGCUCUCCCUCGGCUGUUUGAUGGGCCGUAGAAUUGAAGGAAUUUACUGUAACUGACAUUCAGUGCCUGGACAACAUGAAGUUACAGUACGAGCUAUGUGGGGUUUCUGGACACCGGGCUUCUUGACUUAGUUUCUUGACUUCGAACUAUGGAAAUGUCAGAAUGGAUUUUAAAAGAGGUGCGAGUGAAAUGUUCUAAAAUGUUCUUGAAUUAAAUAGCUGUGUACAGAAUUAUGUUUUCAAAGAGAUGUAAAUAGAAAAAAAAGUGUAAAUAAAUACUAUAUAUAUGGUUCUAA
This is a messenger RNA of Carassius auratus (goldfish), 3280 nucleotides long. Its product is annotated as TBC1 domain family member 22A-like. Gene Ontology annotation, biological process: activation of GTPase activity. The transcript has 14 exons. Bases 159 to 1868 code for a protein of 569 amino acids. The record is from RefSeq and is a predicted model, not a curated record. NCBI's taxonomy places the organism in Eukaryota, Metazoa, Chordata, Actinopteri, Cypriniformes, Cyprinidae. Gene Ontology annotation, molecular function: GTPase activator activity.